Molecule: messenger RNA, 1178 nt
Organism: Xenia sp. Carnegie-2017
Lineage: Eukaryota; Metazoa; Cnidaria; Anthozoa; Malacalcyonacea; Xeniidae
Source: RefSeq, a predicted model, not a curated record
AAGGCGCCAAGUUUGUUUCGGUUUCAGCCAGCGGUCUCUUUUUGCAAAUAAUUGUUUGUAUUUAUGCAAUAUUUUAAUGUUUUGCGGAUUAUUGAAUAUAAGAGUAGCUGAUGGUACAUGUGAAACGUUUCUAUGUGAAUAUUGAUAGACAUUAUUGAAUUUGCAACAAUACGUUGGCGUUGCUUGAUAUAUUUUUGCAUAACAGCAGCAGGAAGUUCAAAAUGUCAACAAUGCGUAUAAUUUAUUCGAUGGCCCUACAAAGAAACAAUUAUGUCACGAGAAGUUGCAAUUUAUAGAAAUGGAAAGAAAUCUCAGGCUAUUAUUUACCGAAAAUCAUAAUAAUAAAGGGUGCGAAAAUCAAUCGGGAAAAUGGAUAAUUAUGCGGUGUCUUUUGUCAGCUCGGAAUCGCUGAUCAUGUCUUUAUUAGAGCAGAUGAGAUGUUUAGAAAAUGAGAGGGACAAUGCUCGAGUUCUUGCCGCAAGAAUGCGGGAAAGGCUGAAGAAAUAUCAAAACAAUGAGAACGACAUGUCUGGUAAUUGUGACAAUUCCAGGCAAGACUUGAACAACAAUCGCCGUAUCUCCAAACUCGUUAAAAACGUAAGCUCCGUCGUGUUGAAUGACCUACAGCAGGUUAUCCACAACGAAGAGUAUCGCAAGUUGAAAGAAAUAUGCGAUAGAAGGGAAACGGAAAGGGAUGCCAUCCUUCGUGGGCAAGUCACGGUGUGCAAAAACCACUAUGAAAGGAUUUUGAACGACUCAGAACGGGAGAAGAACGAACUUCGUCGUAAAAUGAAGGAACAACAAGAUAUGUUAUUGGACAAGGACAUCAAAAUAAAAGAAUUAGAGAGCAAAUUACACGGAAUGAGUCGUAAAGAUACCGAAGCAUUUACAGAAAUAUAAGAGCCUUUGUAAGGUCUCCUUACUGCUGUGAAUUCAAACAAACACAGUGUAUAUGCACGUGUAAUUGAAGGGAUUACAUGGCGUCAUAUUUUGAUGUUUAAAUAAGGUUCACACCAAUUAGAUGAUUCCAGAAAAGAUUUACGUGACGUAAAUAGUUCCUCAAUUAUUAACAUACUUGGAUCAUUUUAGGUCAUUAUUGACAGUAAAUCACUGCUUAUCAUCGUAUACACGUACAUUUGUAUAUUAAUGUCUCAUUGAUAAUGUCUUGAAAGCCUAAA